AUGUUUGAACCCCAAAUAAAAUUGUUACACGGUCGCACAGAUAAUGAGAUAAAAAAUUACUGGAAUACCCGUAUUAAGAGAUGCCAACGUGUUGGGUUACCUCUGUAUCCUCCUGAAGUGUGCCUGCAAGCACUGCAUGAGAACCACAGUACCAGUGAAGCUAAUAGAUUGGAUAAAGGACCUCAUGAUAUUGUGCAGAAUAAUAGCUAUGAGAUACAUGAUGUCAUAUUUGACAGUUUAAAGGCCAAUCAAAAUGUGAUGCCUUAUGUUAUUGAGCUUCCUGUUAUAUCUGCUAGCAGUAUGCCGAUGAAAGGUACUUUCCACUGGAGUGGCCGUAUUGAAUCAUCACCGCCGUCGACAUUGGAGUUCCAUUGGGAAAAAGAACACAUAUUUCACGUUAUUGCGAAAGUUUACGACGAUAACAAAUGCCCCAGUCGCAAAUUCUACAAUACCUUUGAAAACGAUGAUGAUUUAACUCCACCUCCAGUGCCUCCCAACACGGUAAAGAAAAAACGACGAUGCAAAAAAAGGAAAACGACGCUGAAAAACCAGAUGAGCACCACGUCGGUCAAGAGCGGAUUCUUUACCAGAGGAAGCUUUGAAGACUAUGGUAUUAACGACAGAGAAACAGAAACCCUUGUUUCAUCUUCGAGGACCUUCUCCACUGAUUCCCCCUUAGAGAUGUUCAACACCGACUUAAAAAUUAUACCAGAAACAAAGCCUACGAGGCAAAGCAAGAAGAAACCAAAGAAAAUUAAGAAGAUACCGUGCACGGUGAAUGACAGAGUGAGGGAGAGUUUUGUGGUGGUGAAGAAAUGUGAGUUUUGUGGUGGUAAAUCUCCAACUUUUCUCAGGUAA
Molecule: messenger RNA, 858 nt
Organism: Hibiscus syriacus
Lineage: Eukaryota; Viridiplantae; Streptophyta; Magnoliopsida; Malvales; Malvaceae
Exons: 2
Coding region: 1-858 (285 amino acids)
Source: RefSeq, a predicted model, not a curated record